Molecule: messenger RNA, 2731 nt
Organism: Hyla sarda
Lineage: Eukaryota; Metazoa; Chordata; Amphibia; Anura; Hylidae
Gene: GCFC2
Product: GC-rich sequence DNA-binding factor 2
Exons: 18
Coding region: 232-2601 (789 amino acids)
Biological process (GO): mRNA splicing, via spliceosome
Cellular component (GO): nucleus
Molecular function (GO): DNA binding
Source: RefSeq, a predicted model, not a curated record
CAUUUUUUUUCCACCAGAGUACCCCUUUAAGGGAAGCUCCAGAGAAGCCAUGUCCACUGCGGCUCCUCACAUCAGGUUUGUGACGUAUGGAUAUAAGGCCCUGUUCACACAACAGAUAAUCUGCGCGGAUUCCGCCCUGCAACCCACAGGACCCUACAGACUCCUCCCACACACGGCACGUGAUCCUGACGUCACCGCAGGUCCUUUACUCUCUGGAGUUCUGCCUCUACCAUGUUCAGGAAACCGAACCGUAACGUGCGGGUCCGGAGAGCGGUAUCCAGCGAGGAGGAGGUGGAAGAAGAGCGGAACUACGGGAGGGUAGAGCGGCCGAAGAGAGCGGGGGGCCGGGGACUGACGUGCGGGACCAGGAAGAGGCGGGAAGCGGCGGCGGAGGACAGUGACGAGGAGGAUGCGGGCGGCGCUGACCCUGAUCCUCCCCGGACCGCCGCCCCGCACAGCGCCCUCAGCUUCACCGAGGAAAAGGAAGGUAACGAUGGCUCCUUUAAGAUCAGGAAGCCAACAGUGAGCGCCGUCGUGUUUACAGCCCAGAAGAAGACGGAGGAUGGCGGGGAAAGAAAGAAACCUCCGGAUAAAGAAGAGGAUGGCAGCUCAGAGUCAGAAGACAAUGAACCCGAAGAUGUGGAGGUGUCCGAAAAGGAAGAAUAUUCCAGCCCUGCGAGCGGCAGUCCGAUGUCGUCUCCUUCCCAUCACCCGGCAGCAGAUGACAUCCCAGAUGGUCGGCAGAUCCGCGCGGCCCGCACACAGAGGAGACUGGCCCGAACCCAGGGAGAUUACAUAUCGCUUGAUGUCUCCCAUGAGCGGUCAGACUCCAGCCAAUCAGAAGGUGACAGCGAGCUGGACGAUCACGAGAAGAGGAUUAAAUUUGCCCCCGGGGUGAAAACCAUUAAAGAGCGGAUGGCGGAGGAAAUGUCCUCCAGUAGUGGGGCAGCCAGUGACGAUGAAGAAAUCGAUAACAUUCAGAACAAGUGGGAGGGGCAGCAAAUGAGAAAGGCCAUCAGGUGUCUGCAGACUGUAGACAGCCCCCCUCGUGUGAAAAAGUAUGUGGAGCCAAAGUUUUCUACACCGCCAGUGACUGUGGAGGAUAUAAGGAAAAGGCUGGCUGCAAGAAUAGCCUCCAUAGAAGAGGUGCACAGAGCACACGUCUUAGAGAGUGAAAAAUACACCCGGGAUCUUGAGGAUGCGAAGAAUACACUCGGGAAGCUUGAGACGUCCUCCGGUGAAAAAAGCUACAAGUUCUUCAAGGAGAUGAAGGUUUUUGUGGAGAACUUUGUCGACUGCCUCAAUGAAAAGAUUCAAGAGAUUUCUCAGUCAGAGGCGGAGAUGUCACAGAUCCUGGAGGGUCACAGCAAAGAUCUACUGAAGAGGAGACAGGAGGAACUCCAACUGGAAUCUAAUACAAUCCAAAAGUUUGCCGGAACUGGAGAUGUGAAUGCUAUGGAAGCAGAUGAGGAAACAAAGCGCCGCCUGCAGGAUGUGGAGCUACGAAGGAGGAGAAGACGACAGAAACGUGAUGAUUCUGGUCAGAAAGAUCACCGAGAAGGAAUGUCUAGUGACGACGAGCUGCCUCCAGAGCAAGAAAGGGAAUACAAACAGAAUCGAGAGGAUGUCCUCUUCCUAUGUAAACCCCUCUUUGAAGACGUCCAUGAGGAUUUCUGCCAGAUUAAAAAUAUCCUGGGCAAGUUCCACGAGUGGAGAGAGCGGUUCCCGGAGACGUAUCACAAUGCCUACAUCAGCUUAUGUAUUCCCAAACUGCUGCGCCCCCUGGUCAGGGCGCAGUUAAUAGGCUGGAAUCCUCUGGAGGACUCCACACAGCUUGAGCAGAUGUCUUGGUAUCGUGACCUGGAUGAUUUCUGCUUUAGCAAAACUGACCAUGAAAACAUGGAGGACGACCCAGAUCAUAAAGUGUUGACUGCAGUCAUUGAGAAGACGGUGAUACCUAAAGUAAUAGGACUUGUGGAGAAUGUGUGGGAUCCCAUGUCGUCUGUUCAGACUGGCCGAUUGGUGCAUUUCUGCAAAACACAUGUCCUGGGAGAUGAGAAAAACGCAUCUGUGCAGGGUCUGGUCACUUGUCUGGUUUCAAGACUAAAGAAAUCCAUAGAAGAUGAUGUAUUCAUUCCUCUCUAUCCCAAGAGAUUAUUAGAGGACAGAAGUUCUGCUCAUUCUACAUUUCAGGAGAGACAGUUCUGGUCGGCUGUGAAGUUGUUUGGGAAUAUUCUACUAUGGGAUGGUUUCCUUCAGGAAGAAAUCUUACAGGAGCUGAGCCUGGACAAGAUGCUGAACCGCUACCUCAUCCUGGUUCUUCUCAACUCCGAGCCGGACUCCGAGCUGGUGAACAAGUGUCACAAGAUAGUCGAAUGUCUCCCUCAAAGCUGGUUCAGGGGGCUCGGCAGUGGGGCGACACUAACACGACUGGGCAAUUUCAGCAAACACUUGGCAAACUGCGUCCACGCACUGCACAAGCUGAACGACAGGAAAGGCAUGGAGGUCCUAGUGUCUCUACUGAUAAAGAUCAAAGCUCAGAAUCUAGCGGAGGAGGUUGCUGCACAGUACGGCAUGGAGGGACAUGUGAUCACUGCAUGACCAGAAGAGAUCGGGGCCGCGUCACAUGACCGGUCACAGCGCUGUAGAUUGAUGACGAUUGCUGCACUUUGACAACGAAUGGGCAGGAGAGGCUUGCCAGUGUGCCUCCAGCUGUUGCAAAACUACAACU